AGCCUGCUGUCAGCGCUGAUCAGGGGGUCAGGAGAAGUCAGCGAGGAGUCAGCACGUCAGUUCGAGGCGUGGUGGGCGGUGCACGUGGCCCACGUCUCGCCCCCGCCUACCGCCCACGUCAUGACCCCCCCGCCCCACCACGUCCACCCACGCCCACACGCCAUGGAGAAGAUCGGGUCUGAACCACUGCACCCGGCGAUACAGACCGUGACCAGCCAGUACGGACCGCAGAAGACCAGGAUGAGGACCAGUUUCGAUCCAGAGUUGGAACUACCGCGCCUUCAGCGAUGGUUCGCUGAGAACCAGCACCCGACUAGACUACAGAUCCAGCAGUAUGUUGCAGAACUGAACGCCCUCGAGUCUAGACGCGGCCGCAAACCGCUAGAUGUCAGUAAUGUCGUUUACUGGUUCAAGAAUGCGCGCGCCGCGUACAAACGUCAGGAGUUCCGGUCGUUUAACGGUCUCAAGUCGCCGCCGCCCGACGAAACCAGCGUCUCCGACAACGACGAUCACCACGACCCCUACGCCGCCCCCCCUCAUCAGCCCCACCCACUCACCCACUCCCCGCCCACCGCCCACGACCACCCACACCUACAACAGCAGCAGCAACAACAACAGCAGCAACACGAAGAAAAUCAGGAGGACGAGGAGUCUAGGCCGCCUGGUUCAGAGCCUUCAGAGAGCCUGCAGGGGCGGGUGCUGGCAGCCGGGGGCAGCUCCGGGGGUCCCAACUCGUCCUCAGGGGAUCGCUGCCCCCCUGAGAGUGACGUGGACAUGAGUGAAGAUGAGGAUGAGGUCAGGUCAAGAGACAGCAUCGGUCCAGUCAAUGAGGGCAAGUGUUCGCCGCCGCCUGUGGUGUCGCCGGGAGCUCUGUCCCUGCCGCCAUACCCGCCCCUGCCCGGGCUAGGCCAGGCAGGGAUGGACCGCCUGCCCUACCCUGUCGUGCCCGGCUCACUCCUCCAGCACUCUAUGAUGUACAUGGCUCACUAUAUGCCCCAGGUGUCUCCGUUCUCGAGUGGCCUGGGGAGCAGCGGUCCGCCAGAGGAACGCCGCAAGAGGAACCGCACCUUCAUCGACCCGGUGACAGAGGUGCCGCGUCUGGAGCAAUGGUUCGCCAUCAACACCCACCCCAGCCACAACCUGAUCCUCAAGUACACGGAGGAACUCAACCGCAUGCCCUACCGCCAGAAGUUCCCGAAGCUCGAGCCGAAGAACGUCCAGUUCUGGUUCAAGAACCGACGAGCCAAGUGCAAGAGGUUACGGGUCUCCAUGUAGGUCUUCAGGGUGUUCUUUAAGGACGUUUUCUAUAAAGAGCUCAGCCAAGGAUCCUAUCUCUGUUAGACUCUUAAUCAUCUUGAGUGCGUCAUUACAGUAUAAGAAUGUCCGGUUCUGGUUGUUAAAACAAGAAGUGAUAAGUGGACGAGGCUUACCUGCCUGACACGCCACGCCGCAUGAAGCUAUAGGAAGUUCAUGUACACGAAUAUCCAGUCCUGGCUCACGCACCGCAGGAUAUGGAACGAUCAGCUCAGUCUUGGUAGCUAGGCUGCAGGUGGAAGAGUCAGCUAGAGUAGUACCCAUAGAGUUCUUCCGCCUUCCAGGACGUCUUCGCUGGUUGGACUCUACUGGUUCGAUUACCUUGGUCUGCCUGAUUCUUCUGGUCUGACCCCCGCUGGUUCUCUACUGGAUGGGAACCCAAGAGCCGGGGCUUCCACCCGUGCUGUGCUUGAGCAAGGUCCAUCGUGCCCUGAGCCAGCCCUAGACACCCACUUUCCCCGAGACGCUGUUGCUGCUUGUGAAAUAUUUCGGAAAAUAGAUUGAUCAGGUCUUGAUCACAAUCCUGGAACAUGGAGGCGUGAACUCCCUUCCCGUCACUCACAGACCCCCAGAGGAUGGGGGAAUACUCUCAUUUCACAAUCGACUUGAGAAUGGUCCAGGACGGACCGAAACGUCGUCGUCCCUUCACCUUCUAGUGUGUGUGGUCUGGUCAACAUACUUCAGCCACGUUAUUGUGACUCAUCGCCUGCAUAGGAAUACUCUAGUCCGGUGUACAAACAUUGGUCAAGCGGUCGGAACUGGCUUCAUUUCAGACUUACUGAUGUAGUCUCAACCUCUUGAACUUCGUUAAAAAGAGAGAGAAAAAGGCCAAAAGUCGCCUUGAGGGCUACUCUCAGGAUCUUCACAUGAAAUUUAAGACACAAAUAACCAUUUUUCCUGAUAAUUUGCUCUUAAGGAGGGCAUCAUCACCUGUUGACGCGCUGAAGCAGUCGGUGAGGUGCUGAAGCAGUGGGUGACGCGCUGACGCAGCCGGUCACGCGCUGACGCAGCCGGUGACGCGCUGACGCAACCGGUGACGCGCUGAAGCAGCCGGUGACGCGCUGACGCAGCCGGUGACGCGCUGACGCAACCGGUGACGCGCUGAAGCAGCCGGUGACGCGCUGACGCAGCCGGUGACGCGCUGACGCAACCGGUGACGCGCUGAAGCAGCCGGUGACGCGCUGACGCAAUCGGUGACGCGCUGACGCAGCCGGUGACGCGCUGACGCAAUCGGUGACGCGCUGAAGCAGCUUCAUGAACGAGAUCUCCUCCAGCGUUAAAACGUUAUACCCAAUAUCUGUGAUGUUCAAAAUUAUUAUAUAUUGCAUUAAAUCAUAUGCAAAAAAAAUAUAUAUAUGUUAUAUCGGCUAAGCCAGUGUAGUGAGCAGCAACCAAAGAGCAAGAACUGAAACAAAUAAUUGAGCAAGAGGUGAAAGGGUAGUAUGGAAGGGGGUAAGACUGGGGGGGGGUGGUAUUGAAGGGGAAUAUGGGCAGGGUGCACACACACACACACACACACACACACACACACACACACACACACACACACACACACACACACACACACACACACACACACACACACACACACACACACGCACACACACACGCACACA
Procambarus clarkii (red swamp crayfish) is the source of this 2930-nucleotide messenger RNA. NCBI's taxonomy places the organism in Eukaryota, Metazoa, Arthropoda, Malacostraca, Decapoda, Cambaridae. The record is from RefSeq and is a predicted model, not a curated record.